CCCGAAGGUGGCUUCGCUAUCCGGGAGCCGCGGGGUCCACCGGCCGCCCUCGCUGGGCCGUGUGGCGGUGGUGGUGGACCAGGGCUCUGGCUUCACCAAGGCAGGCUUCGCGGGCGAGAAGCAGCCACGCCUGGUGCUGAAGAGCUCCAGCCUGGUGCCCAGUUGGGAGCGGCCCGUGCUGCCUGGGGUGCCAGGCUGUGAGCUGGCGGGCGGCGUGGCACGGGCGCACCCCAUCAAGCACGGCGUGGUGGUGGACUGGGAGGCCCUGGAGGGGCUAUGGGAGCGCCUGCUGGUGGGCGGCCUGCGGGUGUGCCCAGAACAGUGGCCGGUGCUGGUGAGCGACUCGCCGUCAGCACCGCCCGUGGGCCGUGAGAGGGUGGCGGAGCUGCUGUUUGAGGCCCUGGCAGUGCCCGCGUGCCACAUGGCCAGCACCGCGUUGCUGGCGCUCUGCUCCGUCGGCGCGUUCAGCGGGCUGGCUGUGGAAGCAGGCGCGGGCGUGUGCCAUACCACGCCCAUCUAUGCCGGCCACUCGUGGCACAAGGCCACCUUCCGGCUGGACGUGGCAGGCAGCACCCUGUCCCGCUACCUUCGGGAGCUGCUGGUGGCAGCAUGCCCUGAUCAACAGCUGCAGGCCCUGCCCCGCAAAGUCAUCACACAGCUCAAGAAGCGCUGCUGCUACGUGUCGCUGGACUUCGAGGGUGACCUCCAGAACCCUGCCCGCCACCAUCCAGCUAGUUUCUGCUUAGGCAAUGGGUGCUCUAUCUGCCUGAGCAGUGAGCGCUUCCGCUGCCCGGAACCCAUCUUUCAGCCAAGUCUGCUAGGCCAGGCUGAGCCAGGACUGCCCACGCUGGCCUUCCAGGCACUGCAAAGGCUGCCCGCAACACUGCGGACACGGCUGGCCAACACCACGGUGCUGGCUGGUGGCUCCACACUUUUCCCUGGCUUCACUGAGCGCCUGGAGAUGGAGCUGGGGGCCCAGUGCCAGCGCCAUGGCUAUGGGGCACUGAGGCCUUGCCUGGUAGCCAGACCUGGGCGUGGCACAGCAGUGUGGACAGGCGGCUCCAUGGUGGCCUCGUUUCGCUCCUUCCAAUGCCGCUGGAUGACCCGGGCCAUGUACCAGGAAUGUGGCUCAAGGCUGGUGCACAAAGUGUUCAACUGAGUUGGGCUGGACUAAAGGGGAUGACGCCCCAGGGGGGG
This is a messenger RNA of Phacochoerus africanus (Common warthog), 1197 nucleotides long. RefSeq names its product actin like 10 (gene ACTL10). The transcript has a single exon. NCBI's taxonomy places the organism in Eukaryota, Metazoa, Chordata, Mammalia, Artiodactyla, Suidae. The coding region runs from base 422 to 1159 and encodes 245 amino acids. The record is from RefSeq and is a predicted model, not a curated record.